This is a messenger RNA of Salvia hispanica, 3301 nucleotides long. RefSeq lists its product as uncharacterized. Gene Ontology annotation, molecular function: protein binding. Lineage: Eukaryota; Viridiplantae; Streptophyta; Magnoliopsida; Lamiales; Lamiaceae. The record is from RefSeq and is a predicted model, not a curated record.
UUCCAUUUUGCCGCCAGCAAAAACCCUCUUUCUCUGCGUUAACUCGAGCAAGCAUGGCAGCAAACGACGCCGUUCUCCUCCGCUCUCUGGAGCUCCGCCUCCUCCGCUGCUCUAUACCCUCCGACGCCGUGGAAUUGCUGCAAUCGCCAAUCGAACCCUCGCCUGAAUUUCCUCACCUACACUCUCUCCUAAACGACGUCGUGCUUCUAAUAGAAUCAGGCGAGUAUCGUCAAGCCCUCGCCUCCUCAUCCGCUUCUGAAGCCUUAUUUUCCAGUCUCCAUCUCGACUCGCUCGAUUCCGCUCAACGCUUCUACUCCGAGCUGCUCCCCGAGUGCGUCAGCUCGUUUUUGAAUGUCAGCGGCAGCGAGGAUUCAGUGGAAUUGGGUUAUAAAGCGUUGAUUGUGAUGGCUAUCGCGGUUGCUUCUUUGCUUGCCUUCAAUCAGUGUAACCUUACAGGGCCAUCGGUUAGUGUUCCUUUGAUGCCACUUGCAAAAUUGUCGAUCACUGAGUAUAAAAAAGUUGGUGAUGAAUGGAUGGAGUGGGAAGCAUGGGCACACAAGGAACUCAUGUCUGUUGGUUCUGACCUUUGUGCCAAAUUCUCUAACUUGCAGUACUUAAUUUUCGGAAAGACUCUUCUGCUCAAGAUGAAAGAUGCCCUAUUUGAAGAAAGUCUUUCUUCCAUAGAUGGAAUAAGAAGCACAUCCUGGUGGCUGGCCAGAGCUUUGUUCUUGCAUCAAAAGUUGUUGGAUGAACGUUCAUCUUCUCUUUUUGAUCUGUUACAAGUCUGUAAAAAUGAAAGUUUCUCGUAUUUGGGCACCUUAGAGAAGAUUGAAGAGUAUUGGUGUCCGAAUGAAGACUGUUCUACUAUCCUGUCUCUCCUCCAGCUAGAAGCAGGGAUGGUGGAACUUUAUUAUGGGCGUGUAGAUACUUCCAAGCGGCACUUUGAAUUGGCUGCAGAGGUGUCCAACUUUAACUUUUAUCUGACUGGUGCUCUGGGAUUUCGGACUGUGCAUCAGGUGGAGCCAAAAGCACAGCUUCUUCUUGUUACUGGAACGAAUAAUGGAAGUGCCAAGUCCAGCAGUAAUACCAAUUCCCCACCUGCACAAUCUUCUGAAAAUGAAGCUUCUGAUAUAUUAAUGACCCCCAGAUUCGCAGUAGAUGAGAAAAACUCUGAAAGUGUUGAGCAGGAUGCUAAACAGCAUUCUGUUGCAGCCACUUCAUUGACUGCAACACAGCAGGCGUUAAUUCUGGCACAAUGUCUUUUGGUUGAAAAAAAAGCGCGCAAUGAUGAAAUGCAAAAGUGGGAAAUGGCUCCAUAUAUAGAGGCUAUUGAUUCUCAGAGUCCAUCUCCAUUCAUGCUUCGGUGUUUUUGCAACUUAUUGCGUGUCCGAUGGGAAUCAAGUCGUAGUAGAACAAAACAGCGAUCAUUGAUGAUGAUGGAACAACUGGUGGAAGGUGUAUACAAUCAUUCUCCUGGUCCUGGAGUUGCUGAAAGAUUAUAUUACUGCUUUGGAAUGAAUAUGCCUCCGAUUCCUGCACUACGCAAGGAAUAUGGUGAUCUUUUGGUAAGUUGUGGCUUGAUUGGGGAAGCUCUUAAGAUUUAUGAGGAUCUUGAGCUAUGGGAUAAUCUGAUAUACUGUUACCAGCUAAUGGAUAAGAAAGCAGCAGCUGUUGAACUCAUCAAGAAACGCCUAUGUGAAAAGCCAUCUGACCCAAGGUUAUGGUGCUCUCUUGGUGAUGUUACAAAUGACGAUGCUUCCUAUGAGAAGGCUCUUGAAGUCUCGGGACGACGUUCUGCGCGAGCAUAUCGUUCUCUUGCUCGCUCUGCCUACAACCGAGGAGAGUAUGAGAAGUCAAAAAUCUUAUGGGAGUCUGCUAUGGGUUUGAAUUCUUUGUAUCCAGAUGGCUGGUUUGCGCUUGGUGCUGCUGCCUUAAAGUCUAAGGAUGUUGAUAAAGCACUGGAUGCUUUUACACGUGCAGUUCAACUUGAUCCUGAAAACGGAGAGGCUUGGAAUAAUAUUGCUUGUUUACAUAUGGUGAAGAAGAGAAGUAAGGAGGCUUUCAUUGCAUUUAAAGAAGCACUAAAGCUGAAGCGAGAGAGCUGGCAAAUGUGGGAGAACUAUAGCCAAGUUGCUGUUGAUAUUGGAAACUUAAGCCAGGCGAUGGAAGCUGUACAAAAGGUGCUGGACUUGACUAAUAAGAAACGAUGCGACUCUGGGUUGUUAGAAAGAAUCAUGCUCGAAAUUGAAGAACGCACAUUGAAUAGUCAGUCAGAGUCUAAUGUGGCAAAUAGUGAUAGUAGUCAUACUGACCCUGCCAAUGUUAGCUCAAAUGUUGCUAAUGCCAAUGGAGGAGCACAUGGUUUGCAAAUUGACUCUGCCAGAAGCAGGGAAGCUGAGCACCUAAUUGAAUUGAUUGGCAAAAUCUUAAGACAGAUUGUUCAAAGUGGUGGAAAUGCUGACAUAUGGGGAUUAUAUGCUAGGUGGCACAAACUGAAAGGAGAUCUCGCAAUGUGCUCCGAGGCUCUACUUAAGCAAGUUAGAUCAUAUCAAGGAUCAGAUUUGUGGAAGGACAAGGAUCGAUUUGUGAAAUUUGCAAAUGCUUCCUUGGAACUGUGCAAGGUGUAUCAGGAACUUGCUUUGCGUGGCAACAGCCGUAGAGAACUGUUUGCUGCUGAGAUGCAUUUGAAGAGUACAAUAAAACAAGCUAUAGAUCUUUCUAACACUAAAGAAUAUGGAGAUCUUGUAGCUUGCCUUGAAGACGUACAACGGGUGCUGAAAGCUACAUGAUUGCCUGGUGCAUGAAGCUUCUACUCGGCCUUUUCUGGUUGAUUCUCUCUGACUAUAUAUGGUCAAGUGUGAUUGGAGGAGUAAGAUGGUGUAGCUAAGUCCAUUUAAGUUAAGGUUUUGCAAUGCUCAUGGAAUCUUAUGAGUAGGAUGUCAUGAUUGAAAGGGGUGCUCAUUGGGUCGAGCUUGGGAUCAACCAGUUUGAAGCCCUCUGGGCAAGAGACUUUCUUUCUGAAGCUGCUUCAGACACCCGUGUGCGAGCCUGUUAACAACGAAUUCCCUCCAACAUCUGGCAUGUAUACACGAUACCCUGUCGUUAUCAUCAGAAAGAAGUCAACUUUGAGCUCCAAAAUUGUUGUAUACUAUCCUAUAUUUUGUUGCCUUUCAUGUCAAUUGUGUCUGCACAUCUUUCUUUUGUAUCCUUUAUAUUUACAUGUAGGGGCUUCUCUCUCAUGUGUUUAUACCUUGACCAUGCUUAUGAAUUAUGCGUAUGACAAUUCAUAAUUAUUGCUUCA